Molecule: messenger RNA, 854 nt
Organism: Dalotia coriaria
Lineage: Eukaryota; Metazoa; Arthropoda; Insecta; Coleoptera; Staphylinidae
Product: transcriptional regulator ATRX-like
Biological process (GO): replication fork processing; chromatin remodeling
Cellular component (GO): nucleus; pericentric heterochromatin
Molecular function (GO): chromatin DNA binding
Source: RefSeq, a predicted model, not a curated record
UACAGUUUCAUUUGUUCCCCAUUAAACUUCAAUUGGAAGCACUGCAUCUGCAAAUGUUAACAAUAAAUAUAGAAUAAAUUCAAUCGCGAUUAACAUGUCGUUAAGUUUACAAUUGUUGUUUUCUUAUUGUUGAGAGAGCAGUUGAUUUGCAGGUAAUUGGCACAAUUACCGCCUAAUUCCGGCCCAGAAGCAUCAAAUCUAACCUAAAGAUGGAUUUGAUGGAGCAACUUUUGUGUCCUCAAGUGUGCAUGGACGUCGAAGAUACUCCCCUGGAGAUCGAAGCACCAACUAAUGAACCAGAUGAAUCUCCUGAAGCUGAUUUGAGCUCUUUACCAAUUGAAUUACGCGCCAGAGUAAUAUUGGAUAAUGAGUUUGAGUUCUUGCCAGAGCAAGUGCCUCAUGAGCUUCUUCCAAGUGAGGAAGCAGUUCUCAAAGAAGAAGACUUCUCACAAGUGGAUUACUUAAAGAAUGCAAAACUGCAUUGCACUGCAUGUAACAAACAUAUUGGUACAGCACUAGUGGAACAAUUAGACAGAUAUAUUCAUCCUGAGUUGAACACACUCAUGUGUCACAAUUGUUUCAAGUUCUAUGGCAGUGGAGUUUUUGAAAAGGAUGAAGAUGGUAGUGAAUUAUACUGCAAAUGGUGUGGGCAAGGUGGGACAGUCAUGUGCUGUUCAGACUGUCCACUUGUAUUCUGCCAGAAUUGUGUUAAAAAGAAUUUAGGGAAUCAGAAACUUGCUAGCAUUAAAAACUCUGACAACUGGAGCUGUUUCAAGUGUGAUCCUGAGCAAAUUUCUAAGUUUCACAUCACCUGCCAUGUAUUGCAUGAGUAUACUAAUAAACAAUUGAGGUAA